Drosophila busckii is the source of this 2097-nucleotide messenger RNA. It is a transcript of the gene Spindly, whose product is annotated as protein Spindly. Bases 44 to 2035 code for a protein of 663 amino acids. The transcript is spliced from 6 exons. The record is from RefSeq and is a predicted model, not a curated record. NCBI's taxonomy places the organism in Eukaryota, Metazoa, Arthropoda, Insecta, Diptera, Drosophilidae.
GUUUUCAACUGUGUUUACAAUUUUAAUGAAAACUAGUUAAAAAAUGUAUAAUAAUUUGGAUUUAAACGCGCUGGGCGUUGAUGACAUAGUGGAGGAGUACAAACUGCUGCACGAGCGUCAUCAGCAGCUAAAACAAAGUCAGGAGCAGGAUGCGCAAAUUAUACACGAACUUAAAAGAAGCCUGGAUACGGCACACGCAGCGGAGCGCUAUCUAAGCCAGGAGCUGGAACAGCUAAGCGUGUCGCAAAACGCAGAUAAUACAAUGGAUCCGCGCAUGCAGCAGGAGCUGGAGGAACUGCGUCGCAAAUAUAAGAAUCUACAGGCAGAGCAGGAAACGUUGCAGCUGGAAUGUGAUGCGAAGACAGAGGAAACAAGUGAACUAAAAGCGAAGCUAGAAACAGCAACACGUGAGCUGGAGGCAAAUGCAGCAUUGCGUGCAAAUAGUGGACAUGAUGAGUGCACGGCGCGUGCGCUGGCGCUGGAGCAAGAGAAUUCAGACUUGAUGCAAAAGCUGGCGGACUACGAUGAUGCCAAGGUGCAAAGCACAUUUGCAGUGGCGGAGCAAGAGAAACAAGUGGAAAUCUUGAAAGACCAAGUCAGCUGUCUGGAGGAGAAUCUGCGCAGCAAGCGUGAUGAGCUGGAAGAGAAGCUGCAGCUGCUAGAGAGCACACAGGAGCAGCUAGUGGAGGCUAAUUCCAAAAUAGCAAUGCUGCAAAGCGUGCCUGAAAAUAAUGAACGCAAAGGCAACUCGCUGUUUGCUGAGGUGGAUGAUCAGCGUCAGGUGAUGAAGCAGCUGCUGGCAAGCCAAAAGAAAAGCUAUUUGGAAAUGAAGAAAAUCUUUAAUGAAAGCAAAUUUGAAAUACAUCGUCUAAAGCGUGAGAAUAUAGCAAUGCAUACGGAGCUGAAGGCAUGCAGCACAAUCUUUUGCAAUGCAGACAAAACAUAUCAGGAUAAACUAAAUCAACGCAUACGUCAUCUGAUGCUGCAAAAUACAAAACUGGAGCAAACUUUGAAUGUAACCCAAGAGCGUUUGCGUGAUUUGGCCAAUGACAAGUCAGUUAAUUGGCUUGAUUCCAUGCUGGAGUUUUGCAAACGCGAAACGGGUGAGCUCAAGAGUCAACUGCAUAGCGUGCAUAUACAAAAGGCCAGUUUGGAGCAACAGCUGCGCAAUGUGCAGCAGGAUAUGGCGCGCUGGCGCUUUGAGUCGCUGAAAUCACGCUGCGUGCUUAUAGAUCGUGAAAAUCGUUUGACUGAGCAUAAGAUAAGCUUCAAGCCCAUGCAGUCCAUGGAGUUUGAUAUUAAGGAAGCGCAGCUGCAAGCAGCGCUGCCACGCAUUGUGAGCGUAGCCACAGCUGAGGUAGUCAACUUGGUAACGCCAAUGAAAGCAGAGCAAGCUGAAGCAGCAGCAGCUGAGAUUAUAGUGCUGGAUACGCCAAUGAAAAAGGAAGUGGAGGAGCAGCAAGAGCAAGUGCAUGGAAUUAUUAAAGUCAAAAGUCCUGAGCAGCUGCUUAAGACAGAGACGCUAGAGGAACAGCAACAAAUGCCGGCGAUAAAAAUGGAGCCAGCUGAAAUUAAAUGUGAAGAGCCUGAAAAAGCAACACCACUAAAGCCAUGUUUGGCUAAUAUAAAAGCUGAACUAGCGGAACUGGAUGCAACUAUUGAUAGCAAUACACCUAUUAAAAAUGAAUUGUGCUACAACUACGAGGACUUGAACACUUCGCUGGAACUCAAUGAGCUAGAACUCGCCUCAUUGAAGCCACAACGCAAGGGCACUCCAGUUAAAAUCAAAUGCGCCAACUCUGAAGCCAGCAGCUGUCAAAUACGUUCCAUACUUAUAAAGAAACGUGACAUAUUUGCUGAGGAUUGCCAUAAGAAUGUGCAAUUUAGUCACAAUGCACCGACUGUGCAUAAUCUGAGUCCCGAUGUGGAAAUUAAGGAGAAUCAAAAUCCAUUGGAGGCGGACACAAAACCGAUAAGAAAAACGCCCAAUAUAAUACGGCGCAUUGUAGUGGCAUCCAAGAAGCCCACAAGCUAAAUACGAAUACAUUGCAUUUUUUAUUAUACAAAAAAACUUAACAAUUAAUUACAUACCAAACA